UUCCGCUGCAGCAGCGACAACGGGCAACGUCAAAAAAGAAGGGAAAAUGUGGACAGUAAGGACAAAUUGAGGCCAGAGAAGGAACGUCGAACAAAAUUAAUGGUGUUCGCUACGUUUUGUAGCCAGGUAGUUGUUGUUAUUUGAAGUUACCUGACAAAUAUUUGACAGUUUAAGGGUCGUUUCGAGGUUAAACUCGUCCCCUCUUUCUGUGGUGGUUCGCUUUGAGGAAGCUGCUCGGCUAGCCAGCUAACUUUGCUAGAGAUGGGGACGAAAGCAAGUCGUUUACAGGAAGACCCGGUUCCCUCUGCUUUUGGAAAAGAUGGCACAAAGCGGGACUCCUAUCGGCGACCCCGCUGUUCCAGGCCCACCAGUCUAAUGGUGGACUUCUCUGUGAGCUUCGAGGACACUGAGGCCAACCAAAGUCGAUCGGAGGAAGGCAGCGACUCAGACCUCGGGCAGCAUGGGGCGAGCGCCGACGGCAGCCCCGCUGACCAUCACAGCAUCCCGUCUAGCAUUAGCCAAGCGUCACCUGCGGACGACAACAACAGCGAGGGGAGACCCGAGGAUGAGGGGAAUAUAAGCCCGGAGCCUCCCGCCGUAGCGGAACAUCAGCCCGGAGAGGAAACAGGCCGCACGCCCCACCGCACUUUUUCCGAGCGGCUGCCCGGGAAUCGGCACUCUUCCUCCCGCAGCGUCGGCGCAAGAUCCGCCCGGGUCCGAGGCACACACCAGCGGCCGGUGUCAGAGGCUUGGAUCGGCCUUUACCGUGUUAACAAUCGUCAUGGCAAUAUCCGCUGUCCUUUCUGCUCAAAGCCUUUCCCCGGGGGUCGGAUCGAGGAUCACCUGUUGAGCUGCCUCACAUCCCCUCCCCUACCUUACAACACGGACGUGCUCAGUAAAGACAGCGGAGAGUGUUCCAUCUGUCUGGAGGAUCUGUUACAGGGGGAGACCAUCGCCAGGCUGGCUUGCCUCUGCGUCUAUCACAAGAGCUGCAUUGAUUCCUGGUCCAAGGUGAAGCCCUGCUGCCCCGAGCAUCCCUUUGAUUGACUCGCAGGUCACAUGUAUUCUGCACAGUGACCAACACGACUCAGGAGACUACACUGAACCCCAGUAAAAAUCCCAAUAAAAAUGUGUAUUUGAACAAACAAAAGCCCCAUGUUCCUAUCAGACACAAACCUUUUAUUUUAGCGGAUAACGGACGGUCCUAAGACGAUCGACACCAGAGGCUCUCCGCUUGGAUCGAUCCACAUGAACUUGGUCUCGGACAUUUCAAGCCAAACUCCAACCCCCCUCCGUCAAAUCUGUGGCUCUGACCCUGCGUUGGAACAGAUGUGGAGGAGGUUCCCUUUCUUUGAUACAGACUUGGCUUGAGUCCUUGGAAUAUUAAAUAAAGAAAUAUUUCAGUUAAACAUUAUCAUCCCAGAACGAUGGAACUCUGCCCAGAAAGAUCUUGAACUCGGGAAGGAACAUAGAAAAGUUGAAAACUGUGACUCUGGAUCCUCUCCUGUGUAUUUUUUCCGCUCUCAGAACGGGAUUGGUCAUUUUAUCAAGUAUUUUGCAGAAAGAGUAUUGUUCCACGUCAUACAUUGGAUGAAUGUUUCUUUCCUUGGCUUACCCCAAAUGAACCAACCUCACACUGAAAGCGUGAACUGUUACCGUACAAAUGUUGCUUUACUUUAACAUAGCUGGAGGUUGAGGGCUUGUUUUUUGGUGAACGGGGCUGCCGAUUUUUUGGUGUUUUGCUUUUUUUUCUGUUACCAGUUAACAUUUCAGGGGAAAUUUGGGGGCUCAUUGUAUUUCUGAGUAGGUCAGUUUUCUCGUAGGUGGAUUGUUUGUGCUGCUACUUGCUGAGUGUUCAGGAGGGCUGAGGUUUUUUCAUAGGGCCAUAGUAGCGCCGUGUUGGCAUCCAUAUGAGCACUUUUGUCCCUCAAGGCUGAUUUUUUUUCCCCCCACAUAAGGUCUGGGAUAAGGUUGUGUGUGUUUGUGAGUGUGAGACGAUAACCAGGGACAAGAAAUGUCCUUGUGAGCAUGACUGUAUUCAGAAAAAAUGUGUGCGGCUUUGUGUGUUUACUGUAGAUUGCCCAGAAGUCUGCUUGGUCAAGCGAGUUUUUAAUUUUUAAUGGGGUUGUCACCAUACCAGCAUUUGACCUUUGAUACAAUUAUAGUAAAAGUCAAAUGAUAUUAACACCUGUUUGGAUACCAUACCCACAAAAAGAACUCCUACACAUCCAAAAUGUGGUAAUUUUCUGGUUUUUAGUUACAUAAAAUAGAGUGCUGCAGUCAAAAAUUCCAAACACUGGAAAUGAAUUUGCAUUAUAGCACUUCUGGUUCCAUUGCCUAGAAGUUUAUGGGAUUUUUGAACAAGUUUUUGAUUACAGUGUGUCAUAACUGCAAACAACGUGGGCGAGCAUCAGUGAUAAAAUCAGCUUGAUUACAUUAAUUGUUAUUAUAGUAUCUUGACAGCCCACGGGUGAUGCAGCUCGACAUGGCACACCUUGUUUUGGCCAAUCACCCUGGUUACAUCUUUCCACGCUACACACUUUUUUGGUCCAUCACCCUGUUCCUAUUUCCCUUUCUGUCACUUGUGUUGAUGUGGCCGAGGAACAAGGAAAGAGGGAGAUGACAAGGUACCAGGAAUGUCUGAACAGAUUAUUUUUCCUGAAUUUUUUUCCCUCUUUUUUGACCAAAUAGAGCUUGUUACCUUGUCUGAAAAGGAAUGGAGAUAAUUGUGCAUUAGGGGCUGUGCUAAUAACUAUCAUUUUGAGAGCUGGCAGUGCUCAUUUUCAAUAAAAAGCCAAUAUAGUCCAGCAGGAAAAAAUGCCCUUGCCCUAUUUGUCGAUAUCACUUCUCCCUCACUGGCCAAUCAAAGUCAAGAAGGGGAAGGACCUAUGAUAAUGGGGAAGGAAAACUAAUUCGGCUUGCCUUUUCAAGGGUUAAGUUUCAAUGUCUUGAACUGCUGCCUUUGUCAGGACUCGGGCUUGAUUCACCAACUGGCUCUACUGAUAGGGAGCGAUAGUGGCUGCCUCUUUAGCUCAUGUUAUGGAGUCUUUAUGCAGGCCUACGAUGUAAUAAGUCACUCUGAUUGGCACACAUCAAAUGCGACUGACAGAACAAUCGUGCAGUCACUCUCAGAGAACUGUUUACAAAGAUUCAGCCCUUCCCAAACACUUUGUAUGGGGGUUGCCCAUGUGGUUGGGAAAUAUAUCUGUUGUCAUAGGUACAUGACAGUCUAUCUGGCUUGUCAGGUUAAUUUUAACACAGAGGUAAAACUGUUUGGCUUGUGGCCAUCAUAGACUAAUCAAUACAAAUACCAAUCAUCCAUUUCUCAACAUUCAAAAUAAAAAUGCUAGAUGUCGUACUGUUUCGAAAGGAAGUGGACCGCGAGUGCGCAGUGCUGUCCGAUGAGAUGCAAUACCUGAUGCUUGCAUGCUGUUAGGACACAGUUUUAAAUGUUGGAAAUAAGACCUGUGGUAAACACAAGCUUUACAAGUUUUUCAUGUUUUUCUAGGACAUAAAACAUCUGAAUAGGCCACACUUUUGAAUUUUGAGGCUUUUCACGUCACUUACUACUGAAAGCGGUUCUUAACAAGUGGCUACCUAGUACCUCAGAGUUUGUUCAGGACAUCAAACAUUAUCACGCCCAUCAUGUAAACCAGUGUUUCCCACUCUUAGAACAGACUUGGGCGGGUCCCCCAGCUGUAUUUAUAGCCACCCAGGUGUAUUUGCUGACCAUUUUAUCUUUUGAAAAAUUUGUAUCACCAUCUGUGUACACAUGAGAGACAUUCAUUGGUACAACUCGCCUAUAAAUGCAGCUCUUACAGUGUGAUGUCUCCUCUAGGGGUCAAGAGAUAUUGUAUUUUCAGUGCUGAAACCAACUAUUAAUAGUUUUUGAGACUGAAAACAGAUAUUUGGAAGCAAUAUGCAUUUAUUAGGAUGUAAAAAAUAUACUUAAUGUGACAUAAGUAAAAUAGUCGAACAAAAAAAAUGAAGAAAAAUAGAUAAUUUGGCUCUAUAUCUAUGAGCACGAGAAACAGGAAGUGAUUCCAUACGCUCACUGUGUCAGUCGCACCAAGGCUUAUAUGUUGAUUGGCUGGGAGUUAUGUAACGUCAUUCACAAAUUAUGAAAGUAAACUUAACUUAGGAGGAUUAUCUUGAUGAAAAAUGUGUACAUUUUUCUCACCACAGAGUUUAGGACAUUAAUAACCCAAAGACCAGUGGAAGAAGGCCCAUAGGCUUUUCGUCAAUGGAGCCUGCGUGAUGCUAAUUUACUAAGACUUAUCAUCCCUGCAGCACUCUAUUACAGGCAAAUUGUCAGAGUUGCACAAAUGUGAUAGGUGAACAGAUUUGUGUAGUUUAGACAGUAUUCAGGAGCUUUUGGUUUAAAUUACAGCUGAAGAUCUGACAUUUGUUAAAACUUUAGUUCUGUAUAAUGAAUAUUCUAGAGCGUGGUGGGGCAAAAGUAUCAAACAUUUUGGCAACCUCACAUUUAUUGGUUUGUGAUUUCAAGCAUUGCUUUGGUACACAACAUGGAGGCACAUGUGGUCCUGUGUGAACUCCAAAUGUGGUUUGGUUUUUUUUGUCCAACUACUCCCCCUCCUCCUGACUCAAUCUCUGGGGUGUAGUCUGGAUUUUUGGGGCUAGAUCCCAAGCGUCAGUUUGACCAGAUGGUUAUAUUAAUGCCAGACCGAGGGGGGGUAAAUGGAGGAUGGAUUGAGGGAUGUAUUUUUGGGGACAUGUUUACACCAUGUGGCAUCCGCCUCGCUUUCCAACACUUGAGGCUACGGACAGCUGAUGGUUAAAUAUUACAUAACCACCCCCUCCCUUUUUCCCUUCUCUGAUUUUUAAAAUAUUUUAGACAUUAUAUCAUCGCAGUAUGAUCAGGAUUAUUGCUCAAUGUGUUAGAUUGUUUCUUUUGCCUUUUUGUGUGUGUUGGUUGCCUUUGCCUGGUGAGGGGGUUUUUGUGCGAGCAGGUUGUUGUUGUGUUUUUUAUAGGGCUUAAAAGCCCAACAUGUAAGGCUGCUCAACAGAUGCUGUCUGAAACAGGUUGCACACAGACCGAGAGAGGAAGCGAGAAAGAACAAAAAAACAUGAAUUGAUUGCUUUUUGCUGCCUGCUCACAAAGGCGAGUCUGCUCCAUGUGUUUAAAUCUCUGCGCUAUGGAUUGGUGAAGAGGUCAACCAAGUGCACAGGUUUCCUACGGGCUCGUUCAUUCACCCAAGUAUGGAGUCAUCAUUGUUGCAAAACUCAAAAGCACGUUUUUGGUCAGCAUAAUUACUGAUUUUGGGCUCUGAUUUUUCUUCAAAUCUUCCAUUAAUGCUUGCCUUUGUGAUCCAAACUGCACAGAUUUUCUCUGUGCUCUAUAUGUCUGCUUGCUCACAAGUCUUUAGUCACUUGCUCCGAUCUAUGUGCUAGUCUAAUCUUAUGAAGGUUGUUGCUGCCUUCAUAUGAAACAGGCCACUCUCUGAUUUUUCUCUGGGCUAGCAUAUGAAACUGUUUUUUCCCCACGCACCAAAUUCUGUGUCUGGCAUAUAAAACUUUAUCUCUGCAUAUGAAACCUUUUCUCCCACGUACGAAACUUUCUCUGCGCUUUCAAAACUUUCUUUGUGGGCACGAAACAUAUUUCUGCUCUUAGAAUUUUUGAUGAACUAAUAGGGAUUUGAAGUUGACAGAGUUUGUUGUGUAUGUGAUGGAAUGUAGGGACUCUCUCAGGAAGAUAAAACUCAACAUCUCCUGGAGAACGGCACUGCAACAAUGAGAGAAGCAAACAUGAUUGGUCAGUCUAUAUCUGCUUCCUAUUGGCUGGUUUAUCAAAAAAUCCAAGAGCAGAAAUAGAGCUCAACAGCGUGGUUACUGAAGUAAAAUUCCCAAUUAUUUUUCUCCAUAGAUUUGAUUAUUAGCCAUAUCGUCAGAAAUAUCCAAGGUAGACUUACACGAGCUACCUCAGUGAAACGAUGAUAUAUAUUUGCUCCUGUAGAAGACAAAGAAAUAUGUACACAGUCUUCUGACUUUGCCUUUUCCUCUAUUUUCAGAUGCCGUUUUGUGCCAAAUCAAAUGUAUUUAUAGUCGUAAGUAAUGAGGUAACAGGUUAGCUUUGUUCAUGCUUUAAAAGUGUUGUAAUAAGGAGUUUAUGAAAUGUCUGGGGAGGUUUUGAAUGGCGAAUUUUCCUUCCCAGAAUCAGCGCUGCAGAAAAAGUAGGCAGGCACUGUUGAGCCCUAUAUAGCUCAACAGUGUGGUUCUGCGCUCGCAAAAAAUACCGGCGUCUGUUGACGACGACCACUCAUGUCACUGUUGUAUGAAGCAAUAAAUACUCUUCAUAUGAUAUAUUACAAUAUUAUUCAAAGAGUAAACACUACAAUAAAAUGUAGAAAAAUUUACAUUGAUAGUUUAAAAGCUUGAAAAGCUACCCUUAGCAACAUAUAAAAUGAAUGGCAAUGGACUGUGGGAUACGUAGUUCCUUUAUCCUUGUAAAGAAAUGCACACACGGUCGUGCUCCUUUCGCAUUUUUGUUUUGAACACCUUUUUGGCAAUGAUUGAAAUGUUUUAUAGCUACGAGUAUUCAGGUAGCUGGUUAGCUUGGUUCAUGCAUUAAAAGUGUUCGAAGAGAAAGUUUUGUAAAUGAGCACAAAAAAAUCAGUAGCAGUUUCACAAGUGAGCAGAAGCAACUUUUAAUGAGAUGAGAAUGGUUUAAGCGCAAUCACGGGAAAUAUGAGCAACCAACACAAGAUUUUAGCACAGGCAGAGAGAAAAAUCUAAGCACAAGGAGGCAGGUUUAAGCACAAAAGCAGGUUUUAAUGGAGAGUUUGAAAACAAAAUUUGGAGCCUACAAUCAGAAAGUCAUACUCUCAAAAUGUGCUUCUGAGUUUUGCAACAAUAAUGACUCCAUACCAAAGCUUCCUUCAUUUCUGUUAGCAGUCUGAGGUGCUAUGACGUGUCCCGCUACUAUAGGGCAGCCCUGUGCAUGUUUCUCUUUAUUGUAUUGGAGAAUAUUAUAAAAAUAAUGCCAAAUGUUUGUCUGUGCAUCGGGGGCAUUGUGUGUGAGAGUGUGGGAGAGGACAUGUAUUGAUCAUUAGAUGUUACAUUUGUUGUGGUGAUAAGUUAUGUAUUGUAUACUUUGGCAGGGAGGGACGGGGUGCGUGUGUGUGUGUUUUGGGGGGGAUUUUGGUAGUGUUGGUGGGUUGUCGAUAAAGAAACGAGACAAUCUAAAACCUCUACAUUGCUCUCAUUUACUCUCCCUCCCCUUUCUAAGCUGUGUGGUGCAAUACCUCAAUUUUUACCAAUGCUAACUAAUCGAUCUGUGUGUAAACUAGCUCCUCUCCAACAUGAACGGUGUUUUGUAUAAAUGUCCCCAAGUCCUCGGUCUGUGAACCGCAGGGUGCCGAUCCCCUGUCUGCCCUGUGUUUGAGGCUGAUGUGUUAGAUGAGAAUGUUUUUUCAGAGAGUCAUCACAGCGGUAUCUGCAUCCCCAAGAUAUGGACAAUCUGCCUUUACUCUGGUAUAAAAAAUUGAAUUUUAUUUAUUAAAUUGUAAAUAUGUAAUGCAAUUCAAAGAAAAUGGCUUGGUCUUUGUCUGUUCAAUAUACUGUUUCUAAGCUCCGAUCUUUUGUAUGUCUCAUAAAUUGUUUUUAUAUGUAUUUUUUACAAUAAAUAUGUGUGAGAGAAGUUUGUCUAUGUCUGCUGUGCUUUUUAAUUGUUUUUUUUUUAUCGUAAGUGUCCAAACUAUGGCCUGGGGACCAAAUGCAGAAUGUCUAUGGGGGAUUUGAAUGGUGAAUUUUACUUCCAGGAUCAGA
Molecule: messenger RNA, 7785 nt
Organism: Cheilinus undulatus (humphead wrasse)
Lineage: Eukaryota; Metazoa; Chordata; Actinopteri; Labriformes; Labridae
Exons: 5
Coding region: 262-1047 (261 amino acids)
Source: RefSeq, a predicted model, not a curated record